AAUAUCAUGAAUCAAAUAUUUAUAUGAUGUUGUGGUGAUUACCUACAGAGUUGGCACGAGAAAACACAUUGUCAUGUGAACAAAACAAACACAAUCAUACAAAGAAUGUCAUGUGAAAAAGUUUUACUUGCCCACACCAUCUGGGCUUAAAAACAUUUCUACAAUUUCCCUAGAAACUGCCAUACAUCUUAAGUAAUGGCUACAUGUUAAUCACCACCCAAACUUCAUACAAACUGCAUACAUCUUAAUCAUUUCUAAAAUUUCCCGUACAAACUACCAUACUAAAAUUUGUACAAUUUCCUACAAGCUGCAAUGCAAACUGCCAUGCACGAAUCAAAAAUCCAUCUUCAUAGAAAAUAUAUAUGGACAAACAGGGGGUGUAGGUGGGUUCAUACCCGCGCGUGAGCAGACACCAUCGGUGCUCUCUACUGGCAUGUGCCCGGCCGCCCCAACUACAGCCGAUGUGCCGUCCAGGACGCACUGCUCCCGCAUUGGUUGCAGUUGUGUCGCGUAUGGGGCCUCCAUCGAUGAGCUUCAGUGCCGCUCUCAAACGCGCUAUAAAGGCCACUAUCUAUACAUCAUUUCAUCGAGAGGUAUUUGCAUGAGCUCCAAGAUCUCCAGCCAUGAACCAAGGUUCCAGACCCACUAGAGCUCCGGCGACGGGGCACAGUACGUCAUGGAUUCGGCCAGCAGCGGGAGAGGUAAAGAUGAACAUUGAUGAUGCAGUGGCAAAAUCAUCCAACACCGGGCGGUGGGCAUAGUUUGCCGAAAUGAGACUGGCUUAUUUUUGGGUGCCUCGGUCCAUCUCGGUAAGUAUUGCAUGAUCUCGAAAUGACCCGAAGAACUCGGUCCAUCUCGGUAAGUAUUGCAUGAUCUUACAUGAGAUGAAUGACAGGAAGCAGAAGUUUCAGAGCUGUGAGCUCGUCGACGAGCAACCCGCAAGCAAUGUUGAUGCACAUAGAUUAGUUAGAAUGCCCGCUACCCGGAAUGUCGCGCAAGUUGGUUGAAGAGACUGAGUUUUUAAUGAUGGAGAGUCCCUUUCCGCCUUGUUGGGGGGAAGAGAAGAGAAGAGAAGAGAAGAGAAGAGAAGAGAAGAGGAGGUGCAGCGGCAACCGGACCACGACGGGUGGCGCGAAAGCAACAGGCUGGGCACUAGGAGAAGAAGCCACUGGUGGCUACGUUCGCUUCUGCAGCUGUGCCCUUUCCAGGUCGUGUCGCCGGAGCCCGGCGGUGCGUGCUGGCGCGGGCUUCUGCGACGAUGGCACCACCGGCUAGGAGGACGCACUACGAGGUGCUCGGGGUGGGCGUGGGGGCCAGCAGGGGCGAGAUCAAGGCGGCGUAUCGGCGCCUGGCGAGGGACGUGCACCCGGACGCCGCAGGCGCAGGCGGCGACGAGGGGUUCAUCCGGCUGCACGCGGCGUACGCCACGCUGGCCGACCCCGACGAGCGCGCGCGCUACGACCAGGAUGUGGCCAGCCGCGCCGCGGUCAUCACGACGCGGCGGGCGGCGGGGCCAGCGUUCCGACGCAGGACGUGGGAGACGGACCAGUGCUGGUAGGACGGCCGGACACACGCAUGCUCUGCUUUCCCGUUCGCCAGGCCGCCGGCCGUUUGGUUCAGACACGGCGCCAUGUUGUGCUCGUGGUCGCCGGAGGAAAAACCGCGUCAGCUGCUGCGCGCUGUUCGAUCCGUCUUGGACGGCCCA
This is a messenger RNA of Triticum aestivum (bread wheat), 1705 nucleotides long. RefSeq names its product chaperone protein dnaJ 11, chloroplastic-like. The transcript has a single exon. Bases 1259 to 1558 code for a protein of 99 amino acids. The record is from RefSeq and is a predicted model, not a curated record. NCBI's taxonomy places the organism in Eukaryota, Viridiplantae, Streptophyta, Magnoliopsida, Poales, Poaceae.